This is a messenger RNA of Paramuricea clavata, 2809 nucleotides long. Lineage: Eukaryota; Metazoa; Cnidaria; Anthozoa; Malacalcyonacea; Plexauridae. The record is from the annotation of a GenBank genome assembly.
AUGGAGGGUACCAAAAUUGCAGCAGGGAAUUUUCUGUUAAGUUUUGCGACUUUAGUGGCUGGUGCAUCAAUCAGUAAAGUUCAACGUGUCCUUAGGCAUAUGGGAGUGGCAUGCAUUUCACUAAGCACUUUCUUCAGACAUCAGAAGGUGAGUUGGUCCUACAAACAGGACUACACCUUUUAACCCAUAGAGUCGAAUUACACCCACAAGUACAGAAAGAUCUGUUAUUCUGAACAGUGGUCCUAGUACUGCAACAAGUGAACCUGAAUGAGAAUGAGUUUUUUCUGUGAGUGACAACUGAUGAUUACGUGACAACUAAUGAUUACGUGACAACUAAUGGCCAAUGUUGCUUUUAGUGUGCCAUAUUGGCUAAUUAUUACAUUAUAUCAGGGCUUAAAAGUUAAAAUCUGAAUUUUCCAUCAGUAUCCAAUGGGAUACUGACAACUUGAAAUCUGGUAUCCACCCAUGAAACCUAGUAUCCCACAUUUGGAUAAUAGAUAGUUCUAGCAUUGUGAGCAGAUUAAAUAGCGGAAACACAGCAAUUUGAUAAUAUAAUUACUGUAAAAUGUAAUUUGACAGUAAUUAAUAACAUUCAACAUCCCAUUGGAUACUGAACUUGUGAUUUCCAGUAGACCGAGAUUAGUGGAUAUUGGGAUACUGCAAAUUUGAAGCCCUGUAUAUGUUCUCAUCAUUUGUCAAACAGAUCAGUUCCCUUGAAUGGUGAUUCAUACAACAUAUUGUUUUUCAUAAACUGUUUCAGAAUAAGCUGUUUCCAGCCAUUUCACUGCACUGGAAAAACUACCAAAGCCAGCUUGUUGACAAACUCAAACAAAACAAAGAACCACUGGUUAUGGCAGGAGAUGGAAGGCACGAUAGCAUGGGGCAUAGUGCAAAGUAUUGUGCUUACACGAUAUUCUGCUGCACAUCUCCAUGUAUAUUACACUUCAAUUUAGUGCAGGUUUGAAAAUAAAUAUUUCUUGAUUUCAUUCGGGUUUUUUCAUAACAUAAUUUCAAUGUUUUAUGUCCACAUUAGAGGAACGAAGCAGGAAGUAGUCAGGCAAUGGAGUACAUGGCAUUUCAGCAUUGUAUGGAAUAUAUUAAUAAUUGUGGAAUAACAUAUGACACACUUGUCACUGACCGCCAUACUUCCAUAGCGAAACAUAUAAGGGAAAAUCUUAAAGAAGUGAAGCACUACUUUGACCUUUGGCACUUGAGAAAAAGUAUGUUGCAAAAUAUGUUAUCUUUCUACUUCCCCCAUGUACAGUAAUCCAGAAUCUGACUUUUAAUAGCUUUGCAAUCCAGAAUCCAAACAUCGGAGGAAUCCGGAAUCAUUAUCCUUGGCCAAUUUACCUGGAAUCCAGAAUCCACAACCAUUCUGGAAUCCGAAAUUCAAGUACUGGAAUCUAGAAUCCAAAGAGUGGAAUCCAGAAUCCAAUAAGUGCAUGGAUUACCUUACAUGGGCCGAUUCUACUGUACCUUCUCAGUGGUUAAUCGAUACUUGUGAUAAAUUUAAUAUCAUUUAUUAAUCAUAGAAAUUCGAAAAGUGCUAUCAAAAAUUGGAAAAGAAAAUGACUGUGAGGAGGUCCAACCCUGGAUCCGCCCCUGUGAGAACCAUCUAUCCUGGAGUGCUACUUCAUUUGGUGAUGGAAGAGUCAUAUUGGCUAAAUUUGUGUCCUUUCUUGGCCAUAUUGUUGACAAACACAAAAACCUUGAUGACCCUAUUUUUGACAGCUGUGCACAUGGUGACAUUGAACACAGGGAGUGGCUUAAUGACAGUAAGUAAUUGUUCUGAUAAUAUUGAUGAUAUCUGGCACGCAAACUAUUUAGGUGCACAUUUUGGUUGCACCACAUUGCCUGUUUGCAUUCUGUCAUAAAACAGGUUUUGUAGACACAGACUGUCACUACAGAGUGUUAACAUUAUAAAAACAAAAAUAUUAUUUGUGUAUAUUUUAGAAUGUGUUGUGUAUGAGAAAGUUUGUAAGGCAUUGGGAAACAAGAGGUUAAAGAAGGGAAUCCAGAAAGCAUCUCCCUUAUCCCAAACAAGCUGUGUUGAGGGGUUUCACUCAGUGUUGAACCAGUUUGCACCAAAGAUGAUCGCUUAUUCCUAUCCUGGCAUGUAUAUUAGGUAAUUGUGCAUAUAUAUCAUAUUCACACAUAAAAAGUUAUUGCAGUGGUGCCGGGGGGGGGGGGGGAAUCAAUUUGCCCCAGGCCCCCAAAUAGUGAGAAAACCAAAUAUUUAGUUUACAUUUUAAGGAUCAUAUUUAAAUAUUUAAUAUAUAUUCACACUUUCUUAAUAUUAGGCACAUUAUUGCAGCAGUUCACUUCAACCAUAACCUGAAUAGGAAAGUGGUAACAAAUUCAGAUGAUUCAGAGCAGCUUGUAGUGGUCUACCCCAAAUUCAAGAAUGGUGAAGCUACCAUCCGGGAUGUAAAAGUUGCUGCAAACUUUUGUAAGUAUGUGGUUCUGGAGGUCAUAUUUUAGUUGAUGAAGGAAAAGCAUUUAUGCUCAAAUUGCAAAAGUUUUUGACAGCUGGGUAGAUUUUUUUAUGUACAGUAAUCCAGAUAAUUUUUAGGAGCAAAUAGCAGUAAAUAUUUUUAAAUCAACAGUUUAGGUAUAUAUAAUAAAUUACAUUCUCUGAUCAGGCUAUGUUGAAGAGAUGUAUCAAACCUUCCUGGAUGCUCAAAGGAAAGGCGACCUUGAGGAAGAGAAGGACAAAUUGAAGAAGAUGACUCCUGAGCCAAUAAACACAAUGCUGACCAAGCAACCACGAGAUGAGGCCAUAAAGAAAAGAAAAGAAAAGAAAGGAUAG